Messenger RNA from Sphaeramia orbicularis (orbiculate cardinalfish), 2166 nucleotides. RefSeq names its product cyclin dependent kinase 2 (gene cdk2). Gene Ontology annotation, molecular function: cyclin-dependent protein serine/threonine kinase activity; ATP binding; cyclin binding. The transcript is spliced from 7 exons. Gene Ontology annotation, cellular component: cyclin-dependent protein kinase holoenzyme complex; cytoplasm; nucleus. Gene Ontology annotation, biological process: regulation of G2/M transition of mitotic cell cycle; signal transduction; G1/S transition of mitotic cell cycle. The coding region runs from base 348 to 1244 and encodes 298 amino acids. NCBI's taxonomy places the organism in Eukaryota, Metazoa, Chordata, Actinopteri, Kurtiformes, Apogonidae. The record is from RefSeq and is a predicted model, not a curated record.
UCGGCAACGCGGGAAACACUACUGGGUUGUUUUCAACGGUGGGGAGUAUCCGCCACGCUAACACAGAUAUUUAUGUAUAUUUUUUUUAUCUCCAGAGAAAACAAAUGACCUGAUCUGAUAGUUUUAAGCUCUGUUUCUUACGUAUGUGGAGGUUUAGACCCGACACGGUCCCGUUCCUCCGACUGUGGUGUGUUGAAUUACUCGGAGGAGUUAGCUUAAGUACAUGUCUGUCCUGCUCCGCUCAGUACCGUCUGUGUGUGUAGCCGCCGAGCAGUUAGCCCCGACACAAAGAAACACACAAGUCCUGUUCACCGACCAAACAAGCAGAAAACCACGUAUUCUUGGAAAUGGAUACUUUCCAGAAGGUGGAGAAGAUAGGAGAGGGGACAUAUGGAGUAGUUUACAAAGCCAAGAACAAAGUCACCGGAGAAACUGUGGCUCUGAAAAAAAUUAGGCUUGACACGGAAACAGAGGGUGUACCAAGUACAGCCAUCCGAGAGAUUUCCCUUCUCAAAGAGCUCAGUCACCCAAAUAUUGUCAAAUUGCGGGAUGUCAUCCACACUGAGAACAAGCUCUACCUGGUGUUUGAGUUCCUUCAUCAGGACCUGAAGAAGUUCAUGGACUCAUCGUCAGUCACUGGUAUCCCACUGCCACUGGUGAAGAGUUAUCUUUUCCAACUGCUACAAGGCCUGGCCUUCUGCCACUCACAUAGGGUUCUCCAUCGAGACCUGAAGCCCCAGAACCUCCUCAUCAACGCACAAGGAGAGAUUAAACUGGCUGACUUUGGCCUGGCCAGAGCUUUUGGUGUACCCGUCCGCACAUACACACAUGAGGUGGUAACACUGUGGUACAGAGCGCCUGAAAUCCUCCUUGGCUGUAAAUACUACUCCACAGCUGUCGACAUCUGGAGUCUGGGGUGCAUCUUUGCUGAAAUGAUCACCAGGAGGGCCUUGUUCCCCGGCGACUCGGAGAUAGAUCAGUUGUUCAGGAUCUUCCGCACCCUGGGGACGCCUGACGAGGCCGUUUGGCCUGGAGUCACAUCGAUGCCCGACUACAAACCGUCUUUCCCCAAGUGGGCAAGGCAGGACUUAUCCAAAGUGGUUCCUCUUCUGGAUGAAGAUGGACGAGAACUGCUAAGAGAAAUGCUCAACUACGAUCCAAACAAAAGGUUAUCAGCCAAAAACGCUCUCGUGCAUCGAUUCUUCCGGGAUGUCACCAUGCCUGUUCCCCAUCUGAGACUCUAAAAUGUUCAGAUUGUCGGGUUGCUUUAAUAACAGUGUCUGAGCAAUAGGAACCAACUCUCAUGGCUACAGAUUCACAACAGGAAUGGACAGAAAAGUGGACAUUAAAGGACGUUCAGGAUCCUGUUAUGGGUGUUGGUUAAUUCCUUAAACCAGUGUACUUCUACAUGAACAUCCUGCCACUUUUGUUGAUGUUGUUAAUGUUAUAAAUGUUAAACUGUAAUGUUUCAAUAUCAUAAUUUGCUUUUUUAUUCCUAACUUUUGAUGUGGAUGCUAUUUGUGACCGGUGCUGGGCUUCAUCUGACUGGAGCACACAUCACAUAGACAUAUACUAGAUAUAUUCAAUUUCCACAUGUGAUGGGUUACAGAUGUUCAAAUUCAGUUUGUCAAAUAGCUAGAAGUAGAUGCGAUUGCAAAGGUUUUAGGGAUAGUGCAAAUAACAGAUGUUAUGUUUCCUGACAGAGGUAGCGUCUCAUAUUCUGUAGGAUUGAGCAGCAGCUGAAUGAAAGAUGAAGCGAAGACUCUGCACAAGUUUUCACAUUAGUCCUGGUCGGCAGAUGUCGAACUGUUGGUGCUUAAAGUGUGACAACAUUUCAUCAGCAUUCAUAGAAAUAUUAACAAUUUGGGCUUUAAGUGAUUGAAAACUGGAAGCAGCACCUUUUAACUGUUUUGGACCUGUCAGCACCGGUCAGGGCAGGCAUUCAUGUUUCCUGGCAGGAUUACUCAUACUGAAGUUCUCCCUCAUUUAUUCCAUUCUGUACAUAACAGUUCAACUAUACAUGUUCCCAGUUGUAAUUCAGAUUUUAAAGAAUUUAUGCAUCAUUGAUUCUUUCUUACUCUAGAUUUUAUCCAAACCUAAUGAACCGUUUUUAUGGAUGUUUAUUUACAGUUUUGAAAAAAAAAAAAAAAAACUUGUUUAAAUGAC